AUGUUCUUCAAGUUUAUAGUUUCUAUAUCGAUUGUCGUCCUGGUUUCUGCUGCUCGGAUUCCUGGGCCAGAGGAAAGAAUUGUGGGAGGCCACUAUAUACCCAUCGAAUAUGUUCCCUGGCAAGUGUCGCUGAUAAAUGAUACGAAUCACAACUGCGGUGGUGUCAUUCAUAGCGAUCGGGCUAUUCUAACUGCUGCUCACUGCCUAAGUAAUGUAAGAACUGAGAACUUAUUAGUUCGCGCUGGAUCCUCGCAUUGGAGAAAAGGCGGUCAGUUGGUGAAGGUUCUAAAAGCCAUACCCCAUGAGCAAUACUGUCCUUCCCUUCAAUCUAACGACGUUGCUGUGCUGAUUUUGGAGUCACCCCUUAAGUUCAACAGGAAGGUACAAAAAAUAGAUCUAGCUGAAGAAACUCCUCAAGAUGAAACUAUGACCUUGGUCUCAGGAUGGGGCCGUACACAAGCAAACGCUACAUACAGUUGGCCAAUACUACAAGGCGUCCAUGUGGCUUUACUUGAUCCCACAAAAUGUAAGGAAGUUUAUGGUAAGGACGUUAUUUGUGCCGACAAUCUUGGAAGGGGCAUAUGUAGUGGCGAUUCUGGCGGUCCUUUGGUUAACUUAAAAGAUCGGAAGCUUAUUGGACUAGUUUCCUGGGGAUAUGGCGGCUGUGCCCGCCGAAACCCUGGAAUUUAUGCUGAUGUAGCUUUCUUCCGAAACUGGUUCAAUAAGACAAUUAAUGAAAAUAUUCAGUCAAUCACCAGCGAUUGUAAGAAAUAA
Molecule: messenger RNA, 774 nt
Organism: Drosophila takahashii
Lineage: Eukaryota; Metazoa; Arthropoda; Insecta; Diptera; Drosophilidae
Product: trypsin beta-like
Biological process (GO): proteolysis
Molecular function (GO): serine-type endopeptidase activity
Source: RefSeq, a predicted model, not a curated record